Dermatophagoides farinae (American house dust mite) is the source of this 1131-nucleotide messenger RNA. RefSeq lists its product as uncharacterized. Lineage: Eukaryota; Metazoa; Arthropoda; Arachnida; Sarcoptiformes; Pyroglyphidae. The record is from RefSeq and is a predicted model, not a curated record.
UUCGAAUAGCUCAAGAUCAAAUCUCAUACAUUGCCUAUAGACAUGUUUUGUCCACACACACACACACACACACAGCUUGACACAUCAUGGAUAUCAAAAAUGCAGCUUGACGAUUUGAUCGCUAUGAUGAUGAUGAUGAUGAUGGCACCGAUGAUUGCGUAACUUUUCUCCAUAUGCCCUUAUCCAGUACAUUUUAAAAUUACACACACACACACACAAGUGAUGAUAAUGUCUUAAAUCACUAAUUUGAGAUGACCACACACACACACACAACAUUCAUGUGGUUGAUCUCUGUAUUAGUGCCGUCCGUUAGACUCACAUACACCGCCACCACCACGUACAAAAUAGAAAGAAAAAUCGAUGCUAAAAAUGAGAUACAUUUGGAUGUAUGGAAUGGACACUGGGCUUCAUCGUUUUUUUUUCGUAUAUAAAUACGGCAGGCAUUUUUUUGAAAUAUUGGCCAUCCUGAUCAAAUUCGAAACGACAGCGCGAAGCCAUAAACACAUUGAUAUAUAAUAAUUAAAUUUAAAAUCAAUCGAUCAUGAAGACCAAACAAUUGAUAUGUAUGCUGGUCAUCACCGGUUUAUUGGUCAGUAUAUUUCUAGUACCAACAGCCGAUGCUGAUAAGAUGUUAUUAAAAGCAUUAAAGCUGAAAAAAUUAUUUCUACUCAAAUGGCUAUUACUCAAAGAUAAAUUACCUGAAUUUGAAUUGGUAUUCAAAAAGAAACCGACCAUUUGUCUUGAUUGUUAUCAUUAUGUUAAUGAACCUAAACAUCAUUAUUAUCCACCACCGCCAUCAUAUCCAAGAUAUUAAUCAAAAAAAAAAAAACAACCAACCAACCAAUAACCAAUAAAGAAAAAAAAAUACAAUACAACAAAUCAAUAAAUCAAUAAUACUCAAUUGUUCCAAUGUGCACAUAUCAAUUAAUCAUUGUAUCAUAGAAUACCAUCAACAUUUAUUCAUAUGUUUCAAAUCCUAAAAUACCCAAUCAAUAAUGUUGCAAUGUUUGACCAUGACAUCAUCAAUCAUUAUUGUCCAUAUAGCCAUUUUGUCUUGUCAUUACCGAAUUUAAUAUAUAAAAAAAAUCAAAUGUGCUAUGUGUAUGAAUAAAAUUAAGUUAUCUACAAAUU